AUGCUGUUCUCUUCAAUCCUCGCCGUUUCUCUGGCAGCUUUACCCGCGAUCAGCGCCUACCCCAUCACAGGGGACACCGUCAACUGCCGCUCCGGCCCAGGAACAAACCACGCCGUCGUGAAAAGCUACAAAAGGGGCGAAGACAUCAAAAUUAUCUGCCAAGCCUCCGGCACCGACGUCAAGGGCGACAGCCUUUGGGACAAAACCUCCGAUAACUGCUACGUGACCGAUUACUACGUCAAAACUGGCAGCACCAGCUAUGUCACCGACAAAUGCGGCUCCAGCGGCGGCGGAAGUGGUGGCAGUGGCAACGGAGACGGAAGCUCCAUCGUCAAAGCCGCAGAGAAGGAAAAAGGUCUCCCCUACGUCUGGGGCGGGGGUAACUAUAACGGACCGACUGGUGGCGGAUUUGACUGCUCUGGUCUGACGCAGUAUGCGCUGUACCAGUCGCUGCACAAGAAGAUUCCGCGCACGGCGCAGACCCAGUACGAUGCGACUAGUAUCGGGAAGAGAUAUCCGCGCUCGGAGGCUAAGGAGGGCGAUUUGCUUUUCUGGGCUGAGGGCGGGAAUUGUAAGUCGGGUGUUUCGCAUGUGGGUAUUUUUAUUAAGAAGGACCUUAUGAUUAAUGCGGCGCAUACGGGGACGCCGGUGAGGGAACAGUCCAUUUGGACUUCUUAUGGUGGGGAGAGUAUUUGUGAUUAUGUUAUGAGAUUCUGGUAG
Messenger RNA from Penicillium manginii, 720 nucleotides. RefSeq names its product C40 family peptidase. The transcript has 2 exons. The coding region runs from base 1 to 720 and encodes 239 amino acids. The record is from RefSeq and is a predicted model, not a curated record. Lineage: Eukaryota; Fungi; Ascomycota; Eurotiomycetes; Eurotiales; Aspergillaceae.